AAUAAAAGGGGGAGAUCUGGGAGCUCUCCUCCAAAGUGAGUCUAUCUGCUCUACACAUUGGACCCCAGAGCCAACCACGACCACCUCCACCAUGAAGCUGCUGACAGUCCUCAUGCUCGCGGCCCUCCCCCUUUUCUGCUACGCAGGUACUGGAUGCAAACUCGUCAAGGAGGUGAUUGACUGGACAAUCGACGGUACCUUGAGCCCAGAAGCCUACGUAGAGCACCUUGCACCAUACGUGGCAGACGAUAAUGGCGCCACUGCCGAGGCUCUAAUGACCAUGAAGGAAUGUUUUAAUAAUCAGACAGCAGAAACCCAGGCCAACAUAGCUGUCAUGAUGGAAACAAUAUAUACCAGUCCUCAGUGUAAAUUGUUCAAAUGAAAAGGACGGCAGAGAAUGCUUAGGCAACAACAGUCCAAUGAGGCACACCCCAAAUCUUACUUCUUUCCUAGCUUUUGAUCUGCAAACUGCAAGACACCUGUUGAAACCUCAGAUACAUUUUCUUUUCAAUAAAAUAUCAGCAAACUAAACAAAA
Messenger RNA from Sorex araneus (European shrew), 536 nucleotides. Its product is annotated as mammaglobin-A-like. Gene Ontology annotation, biological process: androgen receptor signaling pathway. Lineage: Eukaryota; Metazoa; Chordata; Mammalia; Eulipotyphla; Soricidae. The record is from RefSeq and is a predicted model, not a curated record. The coding region runs from base 92 to 382 and encodes 96 amino acids. The transcript has 3 exons.